AAGAAAUUCACCAAUUUUUGAUAUUAUCACAUUUAAUUUGGAGCAGUUUCAUUUAACUGUAACUUUAUUUCUACAGCAAAUAAACACAAAUUUCCCAUGUGUUCGUUUCUAUAGAUCCAGGCGAAAUUGUAUUAUAAAGCAAUGAAAGAAAAAAAGGCCCCUGAACCGGUGAAUGAUCUGGAAAAAGACACUGAUUCCAGUGUCUAUUCCGAUUUGGAAGAAAGCAAUGACAGCGAUUCAGGAAGUUCAGAAAAAAGUGAAGAAGAAUUACUAUAUGUUAAGCCUCCAAGAAAAAGUAAAACUUCUAAAGUUGAAAAUGAGAUAGGGCAAGACAGUGAUUCCAGUGUUUAUUCUGAUGAUGAAGAAGAAGAUAAUGAUGACUCUGAAAAUUCUGAUUCAGAGGAUGAUGUAAUUAAAUCUCGGCUUCAUAAGGUAAACAAACAAAAUGGAAACCUUGAGCCAAAAAAUGAAGAUAAUAAACAAAAUGGAAUAAAUGAGACUCCAAAAGAAAAUGAAUAUGAACAUGAUACUUCAGAUGAAGAGGAUAUUCGAAAUACAGUUGGUAAUAUUCCCAUGAAAUGGUAUGACGAUUUUCCACAUAUUGGUUAUGAUAUUGAUGGCAAAAAGAUAAUGAAACCUGCAACAAGUGAUGAAAUCGAUGAAUUCUUAAGCAAGAUGGAUGAUCCAAAUUAUUGGCGAACAGUGAAAAAUAAGAUGACUGGUGAAAAGGUAGUAUUGACCGAUGAUGAUUUAGAGAUCAUUCAAAGAAUACAAUCUGGCAAAUAUCCUACAUCUUCUGUGCAGUAUGAGCCAUUUGAAGACUUUUUCACUUAUGAAGAAAUGGAGCAUCCUGUUACAAAUCAUCCUCCACAUAAAAGAAGCUUUAUUCCAUCCAAAAUUGAAAAAGAGAAGGUUUCCAAACUUGUGUAUGCAAUCAAAAUGGGAUGGAUCAAACCUAGAGCUCCUAAAGAACAGAAGGAUCCAUUUUAUAUGCUUUGGGAUAAGGAUGUUGCAGAAGAAUCUAAAAGGCUUCAGCAUUACAUUCCAGCUCCUAAAAGAAAGCUUCCUGGCCAUGAAGAGUCAUAUAAUCCACCUCCAGAGUACCUGUUCACUAAAGAAGAAGAAGAGAAGUGGAAAGAACAAGAGCCUUAUGAAAGAAAAACUGAUUUUAUUCCUAAGAAGUAUCCAACCCUCAGGCAAACACCAGCCUAUCCAAAUUAUAUUAAUGAUUGGUUUGAAAGAUGUCUUGAUCUUUAUUUGUGUCCCAGAAAGAGGAAGAUGAGGGUUAAUGUUGAUCCAAAUGAUUUGCUUCCACAACUUCCAAAGCCAAAAGACCUGCAACCAUUCCCAUCUGUUUUGGCUAUUAUAUAUACUGGUCAUGAAAAAUUAGUACGUUCUAUAUCUGUAGAGCCAAGUGGGCAAUUCUUGGCCUCUGGUUCUGAUGAUGAAACUGUUAAAAUUUGGGAAAUUCUCACUGGUCGUUGCAUGAGUACUAUAAAUCUUGGAGGUCCUGUGAAACAGGUUGUCUGGUGUCCACUUGAAGCCAUGAGUUUGAUUUUAGUCUCUGUGGGUGAAAAAGUAUAUGUAAUUAAUGUUAAACUGGGAGACAAAGUUGUUGUCAGCAAUACAGACUCUGUUUUGAGCUCUUUCACCGAAAAUCAUGAGGAAAAAGCUGUUACAUGGUCUUUGCCAUCUGAUGAACAGAAAGCAAUGGGUAUCAGAUUGAUUAUUACUCAUAUAAAUGAGGUAAAACAGAUAGUAUGGCAUGCAAAGGGAGAUUAUUUUGCUACUGUAGUACCUAACUCUGGAUUUAGAUCCAUAGUGAUUCAUCAACUUUCAAAGUUCAGAUCACAGGUCCCAUUCCAAAAAUUGAAGGGCAAUGUUCAGUGUGUUUUAUUCCAUCCUUUAAGACCUUUCUUCUUUGUGGCUACUCAGAAGCAUAUAAAAAUGUAUAAUCUCAUGAAACAGGAAAUAUCAAAAAUAUUGUUUGGUAAUUGUAAAUGGAUUUCAAGCAUGGCUGCUCAUCCUCACGGGGAUAAUAUAAUUGUUGGAAGUUAUGAUAGUAGACUAAGCUGGUUUGAUUUAGAAUUGUCAACAAAACCAUACAAAACUCUCAGGCACCAUUCAAAAGCUGUCAGACAAGUUGGUUUUCAUAAAAGAUAUCCUUUGUUUGCUUCAACAUCAGAUGAUGGAUCUGUUAUUAUUUGUCAUGGAAUGGUGUAUAGUGAUUUAUUACAAAAUCCUUUGAUAAUACCUGUGAAAAUUCUUAAAGGCCAUGGGAUGAGCUUGGACUGUUGUUUUCACCCUCAAAGACCUUGGGUGUUUUGUUCAUCAAAUAAUACAAUACGAUUAUAUUCAUAAAUGCUGCUAUUUAUCUUUGUGUAAAUAAAAAAUUCUUUUAUGUAUA
Molecule: messenger RNA, 2407 nt
Organism: Argiope bruennichi
Lineage: Eukaryota; Metazoa; Arthropoda; Arachnida; Araneae; Araneidae
Product: ribosome biogenesis protein bop1-like
Exons: 19
Coding region: 142-2361 (739 amino acids)
Biological process (GO): maturation of LSU-rRNA from tricistronic rRNA transcript (SSU-rRNA, 5.8S rRNA, LSU-rRNA); ribosome biogenesis
Cellular component (GO): PeBoW complex; preribosome, large subunit precursor
Molecular function (GO): ribonucleoprotein complex binding; protein binding
Source: RefSeq, a predicted model, not a curated record